Molecule: messenger RNA, 1767 nt
Organism: Eucalyptus grandis
Lineage: Eukaryota; Viridiplantae; Streptophyta; Magnoliopsida; Myrtales; Myrtaceae
Product: GDSL esterase/lipase At3g26430
Exons: 5
Coding region: 119-1282 (387 amino acids)
Molecular function (GO): hydrolase activity, acting on ester bonds
Source: RefSeq, a predicted model, not a curated record
CGUCCAAAUUCAAACGCCACGCUCCUUCACUUUGCACACUCCUCCCCACUUGCAGAAAACUUCUCCUUUCUCUCUUCUUUCUUGGUUCAGGUCUCGCUCGGUCUCGCCCGGUCUCGCCAUGGAGGCCAGACGUUCGUUCGGUGGCUUCUUCGCCAUGUUGGUGCUGUCUAGUUUGGUUGGGAGUGCAACAUUGGCUCAUGCCUCGUGUGAUUUCCCGGCGAUAUUCAACUUCGGGGACUCAAACUCCGACACUGGAGGCCUCUCCGCGGUGUACGGCCAGGCACCGUCGCCUCAUGGGGAGACUUACUUCCGCCAGCCCGCCGGGCGGUACUCCGACGGCCGCCUCGUGGUCGACUUCAUAGCUCAAAGCUUCGGAUUGCCCUAUUUGAGCGCGUACUUGGACGCGGUCGGAUCGAACUUCAGUCACGGAGCCAACUUCGCGACUUCCGGGUCAACCAUUAGACCCCAGAACACGACUUUCCGUCAGACAGGGUACAGUCCCAUCUCUCUGGAUGUUCAGUUCAACGAGUUCUACGAGUUCCGCCGCCGAUCUCAAGUUGCCCGCAGCCGAGGUGGGGUCUAUGAGAAGCUGUUGCCCACGGAAGAAGUUUUCUCUCGGGCGCUGUACACAUUCGACAUCGGCCAGAACGACCUCACGGCCGGUUACUUCCUGAACAUGUCCACGAACGAAGUAAAAGCAUACAUACCCGAUUUGCUCGGACAAUUCAAGAACGUUGUCUCGCACAUAUAUGGCGAAGGGGGGAGGUACUUCUGGAUACACAACACGGGCCCCUUCGGUUGCCUCCCGUACGUGAUGGAGCGGAUCCCGAUCCUGGUGUCGCAAGUCGACCGCGCAGGCUGCGCAGCCCCAUUCAACGAAGUGGCGCGGCAUUUCAACCGCGGAUUGAAGGAAGUCGUGACCCAAUUGAGGAAGGAACUGCCGUUGGCUGCCAUCACCUAUGUGGACGUUUACGCGGUCAAAUACGCCCUGAUCAGCAAACCCGUGAAGUACGGAUUCAAGCAACCGUUGAGGGCGUGCUGUGGCCACGGAGGGAAGUACAACUUCGACAUGCACAUGGGCUGCGGCUCGAAGAUCACGGUGGGCGGGAAGGAAGUGUUGGUGGGAAAUUCCUGUAAAGACCCAUCAGUUUAUGUGAACUGGGAUGGCUACCAUUACACUGAAGCAGCCAACAAGCAGAUCUUCGAUCACAUCGUGGGCGGUUCGUUUUCUGACCCGCCCGUUCCAUUGAACAAGGCUUGUCACAGGCUUCCCUCUCCCUGAGUCGUCACCCUCUGGAUCGAGUUCUCACCUUGUUCCAGGUGGGUUGUUGACUCGAGAUAAGAUUCUUUUUUGAUUUCCAACGAUCUUGUCGGAGCUGCUUCCCGAAUAACUGCAGUGUAAUGAGACAUUUAAUUCAAUAGGUUGCACAGAAUAAUGUAUUGCUAGACUAUCCUGAAAUGGGCUCUCUUGGGUUGGAAGAAAAUGAACGGAACGCGACAUCAAACAUUGAACAGUGACCAGGUUAGAGUGAACGUCGAGCAUCGGAAGACAAUGAUGUGAAUGGAAAUUCCAAGAGGAUUCCUUAGGUGUUCGUGGAACACCAUGCCAUGGCCUCAUGUGGUCUGUUAGUGGUUGGCAUGUCAUGAUCGGCAUAUAUCGAAACGGUGAUGUCGGCCUUGGGGGAAUCUAUGCAUCCAACCUAAAGAAUGUCCCCAUGCUUCGGCAUGUGAACCAGUAGAUAUCGGAAUCCUAAUUCAAAUUCAAGA